Camelina sativa (false flax) is the source of this 1374-nucleotide messenger RNA. The record is from RefSeq and is a predicted model, not a curated record. Lineage: Eukaryota; Viridiplantae; Streptophyta; Magnoliopsida; Brassicales; Brassicaceae.
AUGGGCUUGAAUGUUAGGAAUAAAUUGGGAUUUUUCGAUGGUACGAUUCAGAAGCCUCCCGUUGAUCAUCCAAGUCAUGGUUCAUGGUCACGCUGCAACGAUAUGGUAUCCACUUGGCUAAUGAAUUCAGUCUCGAAGAAGAUUGGAGCGAGUUUGUUAUACAUCUCGACUGUUGAAGGUAUAUGGAAUAAUCUCUUAUCUCGGUUCAAGCAAGAUAAUGCACCUUGUGUUUAUGAGAUUGAACAGAGACUUACUUGUAUUCAACAAGGUUCUUUGGAUGUUAGUGCGUACUAUACUGAAUUGGUAACGCUCUGGGAAGAAUAUAAGAACUACAUAGAACUUCCCGUUUGCACUUGUGGUCGCUGCGAGUGUAAUGCAGCUGUUCUUUGGGAACGUCUACAGGAUCGUAGUAGAGUAACCAAAUUCUUGAUGGGGUUAAAUGAGAGUUAUGAACAGACUAGAAGGCAUAUCUUGAUGCUGAAACCGAUUCCAAGUAUGGAGGAAGCAUACAACAUGGUUACUCAAGAUGAAAGGCAAUCUACUGUUUCUCUCAAGCCUCCUGUGAAGUCUGAUAAUGUAGCAUUUCAGACGACUGGUAGUUAUGAAGGUGAUCUUGCUAAUGGAUCGUAUGUGGUGGAACCAUAUGAGUAUGUAGCAGCUUACAAUACUUAUAGACCAAGGAGUAAUAGACCGAUGUGUACUGAUUGUGGAAAAAUGGGACACAUGAUUCAAACAUGUUUCAAGCCAAGGGUGGUUGCGAAUGUUCAAGUUAAUGGAGGAAUGCCGUAUUAUCCUCCUGCUCCUGUUAAUGCUCUUAACCUGGAUGUGAGUCAGUUAACUCAGAGUCAAGCUCAAGACUUGAUCAAUCAACUCUCUCGAGUUCAAGCUACAGAACCGAUGAUCAAUCAACUAUCACGUGUUCAGAUUUUAGAAAAUUCAGCGCCUACUGUUUCUCAAUCUCUUGCAUCUAAUACAAAAUCAGGUGUUAUGGCUCCUCAAUCGUCUUCUGGUAUAGUCUUUAAUAUCUCUUCUAAUCUUAGAUAUGAGAAUAGUAAUCUCACAUAUAAACACCAUUGUCUAUCAUCUCUUCAUAGUGUUUUGCCUAAUGGUGCUUGGAUUAUUGAUAGUGGGGCAACUAGUCAUGAGUCUUCUCAGGGAUGGAUGAUUGGGAGUGCUAAUCUUUUCCACAAUCUUUGCAUCUUGAAUGAACACUCCCUCUCUACACCUGCUAAGUCUCCUGUCAUCAAUCAAGUCUCGGGAUCCUUGGUGAAUGAAGGAAUUCUUUGGCAUCAACGCCUUGGUCAUCCUUCAAACGCCAAGUUACAGCUUAUGUCUGAAAAACACACUGAUGAUCUGUUUUUUCAUACCAUUUGA